AUGGAUAAAUUAAUAUGGGAUAAUAAUAAUCUAAAAACAUCUGACAUUAAGAGCGCAAGUAAAAUAUUCAAUGAAUUAAAGCCAUUUUGCAUAGCUCUUUCCAAAAUAUCUUUUCUUCCACAAGAAAGUUUUGAUCCAAAUUCAUCACAAUUAUUACAAGCGUUAAAGAAUUUAAGUUUCAAAUUGGACUCAUAUCAAACAACCAAUGAUGAUGGCACUACAUUCCAAUUUACAGAACAAUUAACAAACUAUGUUUAUGUUCCAAUAUCUCAUAUUUUGAGAAAAGAUUCAUUGGGAGUGGAACAAACAGAAUAUCUUUUAAAUAUUCUAUCCAGCUUAUUGAGAUUAUCAUGGUCUGAACCUUAUUCGUUUCCUAUAUCUUUGGCAAUGAUAUUAUUUCCUUUAAUUCCAUUUCUAAUUAGUUCUGAUAAAGAAAAUAAAACUUUAAAGACAAAAGCAAGUAAUGAAUUUAAAUUAGCUUCUGCUAAUGCAUUAAACCGUUUAUUCAAUUCCUUAGAGAAACAAGAUUAUUGUUUUAAGUUUUUCCAAGGCAAAAUGCUAUCUUCAAUGAGCCAUUCUAUUACAAUUUUAUUAGACAUUAUAACUUUUACUCCAACUGAUCCUCAACCUCAAUUAAUAGCCUUAAAUGCUCUCAAAACAUUAUAUUCAAAGAUUAUACUAGAUGGAGAAUUAUUGUCUUACAUCUUACCUGGCAAUGUUUCUGCAUUAUCAAAAUUAUUUUGUAAACCUGGCUUAGUUAUAAAUUAUAAAGUCAUUUGUAAAGGACUAGAUAUUCUACAAACACUUUUGGUGAAAGUUUAUAAAGAUUCAGACUUAUCGGUAGAGGAACAUACAUAUUCGAACGUAAAGGAUUUAAUUAACUCAAAAUCUACAAGUAGCUUGAUUGAAAUUAAAAACUCAAAUAGACCACAUAGAAAUACUAGUUGGUUAAAUGGUACCUCUUCUCAAAUUAAACUGGCAUUUGAAAGCUUUCUACCGAAACUUUUGAAAAGAAAUAAUACUGAAAUAAAUUAUACUUUAAAUUAUAUUGUAAGCCAACUAAUACGUGAUUGUUGGAUUUCCUUAAGUAAUUGUCGUUUGUUAUUUAUUGAAACGAUUUUAAAUUUAAGAAAUGAUCCACUUCAUAUAUUGUCUGAACAUCCAGAUGAAGUAAUUAAAGUUAUUAAGUCUAAUGUUUUAAAAUUCGAUAAUUCUAUUCAAUUUAAUGAUAUAAAUUUAUUAGAUACAACUUCAUUUGCAAUUAAGAGUUUAAAUAAUACUAAACUGUCAGAAAAUCAUUAUGAUACAAUUAUUCAGCAACAACAGUCAAUGAUUCACAAGAUAUCGUAUGACGUUGAAAUUAAUAAUAAUCGAUGGGAACUUAAAACUUCUAACAAUAUUAAAGAACAGAGUAGCAUGGUAAUAGUAAAUGAUUUUUUUUCAUCUAAGGAUUUAAUAGAUUUUAAAUACAUCAACAUAAUACCUUCUUUAUCCAAAGAUCUAGAAGUAUCAAUCUCACAAUUAGUUGAAAAUAUAAGUGUAACAUUCCAGUUAGAAAAAUCUUCUUCAAAUUUGGAUUCAUUUAUAUCACAAUUUUUAUCUGAACAAGAAAAUUCUUCAAUUUCCAAAAAAUCAACUACUCUUUGGAUUGCAUUACAUCUUUUAUUUGGCUUUUCAAAGUCCUCGCAUAUUCUUAAAAAUAAUUUAGAUGAAGAUACACUAAUGGAAGAUUGCUUGAUUUUUGAAGAGAAUAAUCACGAUCUCUCAAACGAGAAUCAAGAAAAGAUAAUGUAUUCAUGUACAAACGUAUUACAAUAUUGUUUACAAUUAUUUGAUGAAAUUAGUAUUAAAUCUGAAUCUAAUUCAAAUUUAUUGACAAAAGAAAAUGAAUCUGCUCUUUGUAUACUAAUUUAUUCAAUUCAACAGAUAUCAUCCAUAAUGAAAGAUGAGUUCUAUGAUGAAUUAAUCGAUUACUUCUAUAUUGUUAUUGAAAACUUGGCUUCAUCAUCAUCAAAAGUUAGAUCCUUUGCACAAUCUUGCUCAAUAACCAUUGCAAAUCAGUUAUACAAUGGCUCAAUUAAUGAUAUGAUCAAUAACAAUGUUGAUUAUCUAAUUGAAUCAAUCUCACAAAGAUAUACAAUGGGAUUCACCAAUAAAAUUACUACAGUAUUAAUGGUUAUAUGUAAGAUGACCAACUACAGCAUUAUUGAGAAAUUUAAGGAUCUUUUAGAUUUAGUAUUCAAAACUAUUGACUAUUAUCAUGGCUAUUCGGAUAUCUGUUUAGAAUUUAUUAAACUUUUUGAAAUAAUUACCUUUAAAAUGAAGGAUCAAUUUUUGCCUAAAUUUAAUAAUGAAAUUUCCAUAACAAGCGGCAUAAAUUCCUUUGGGUCGUGGGGCUUACAAAACAUCGAUCAAGUAAUAAAUAACUUAGAUACAGAAGCAUCUGUGGAUCCAAUCAGUGAGAUGUCUGAUUCUGAAUUAACGAAUAAGGCUAAAAAUUUCCAAGAAUAUUUUGAUUCCAAGAUAAGAGAAGUAGAUAGUGACGAUGAGGAUGAUGAACCUGAUGAUGCUAUCAUUACAACUGAUAUAAAUGGAAUCUCUGAAGAAGUUGACGGGAAUAAUUCAUCGUUUGGCAAAAAGAAUGAUGAUGAGGACAAGUGGGUAUCACCAAUUCCAGCGGAAUCGUAUAAAAUUCUACUACAUUUCUUAGGUUAUAGCGAUCGUUUGCUAAUGCAUCCAUCAAAACCGCUGAAGGUUCAAGUACUAAGGUUGAUUAAUUUAAUUAUACCGUUGCUAUCCACACAGUAUAACUCAUUCUUGCCCCAAGUAGCCCUAAUAUGGGAUAACAUUGUUCUUUGUUCCUUGGGUAAUGAUUAUGCUAUCGUGAAACCAGCCUGCGAUUGCCUAUAUGAAAUUAUUCAUUACAGUGGUGACUUUAUAUCCAAACGAUUUAUUGACCUAUGGAAUAAAAUGGAAUCUGAUUCAAUAUUAUUACGUGAAAUCAGACCUAACUUGCAAGGCAGCGGAAAUUUACAAAUAAAAGAAAAGAAAAUUACCCUACAUCAUAAAUUCCCGACAGUAACCCAGAAUGCGUUAAAGGCUUUAUCGAAUAUGUUACUUGAAGGUGUCCAAAUAACUGGCUUGUUAUUAGCUGAAACUACAGUAACACAAAUGAUAUAUUGCUGUGUUCACGUUAUUCCCGCUGCCACUCUUGCCAAUAAAUCGUUAUUAAUCGGGGAUAUUGUUUACUCUUUAACUGGUAAUGGUAAACUCUGA
This is a messenger RNA of Henningerozyma blattae CBS 6284, 3276 nucleotides long. RefSeq names its product Tti1p (gene TTI1). Gene Ontology annotation, biological process: chromatin remodeling. The coding region runs from base 1 to 3276 and encodes 1091 amino acids. The record is from RefSeq and is a predicted model, not a curated record. NCBI's taxonomy places the organism in Eukaryota, Fungi, Ascomycota, Saccharomycetes, Saccharomycetales, Saccharomycetaceae. The transcript has a single exon. Gene Ontology annotation, cellular component: cytoplasm.